AAACCAAACGCCUGACGCACAAAAACACCUUUCGCUUUCAUUUCACGAGGAAGAGGGUCGUGAAAAAAAAUUUUUAUGGUCCGCUCACCGACGGAUUCCGAUUUUCAUACUUUUGAUCGGUUCAGGAAUAUCUUUGUUACAAGCAGCCGAGUCGCCGAGUUGAGUGAUCUCGAGAAAAGAGCGUCACGCGACAUCUGACACAAUUGUAUGCAAGUUUGCUGAUGCAAGCGUAUGGCGGUUUUUACAAUGUAUCAACGACGAAGCGGUAAGUUAUGCUGGCAUAGACAUAAAAAGGUUACCUUAGGCCGGUAUUAGUUGUAUAUUUGAAGGGUUUCCUUACGACGUUUGUGUUGAUCGCCAAAAAAAGAUAGAUUCUGUAACAUGGCCAUGCGAUUAAAAUAAAGGGAAGCUGUUCAGUCUUUAUUGUGCCUUUAUAAUGCCACAGCUUGUUUUAAUUGAGAAGUUGUUUUUAAAUUUUCAAGUGAUGAAAUAAUUGGCUUUAAAAGUAGAUGAACUUUUUUUUAGCCAUUUCCUUUUAUUUUUCUUAGUACAGGUUUGUACACAUGUAAGCUUAAGUUAAACUCGCUUCUGCAGCUGGUUUCAAACCCUAGCUUGCAGCUUAAUAGAUUUUAAUUAAACCGAGAUAAAAAUCAACAUUUGAUAAUAAAAAUUAGGGAAAGGAGUUUUACACAAUGUUUUGAUGUCACCAUGACAUCAUUAUCAAGAUAAGAAACUAAAAUCUGACUUAAUAUAUUAUACAGUUUGAAGUGACAAGGUAAACUAAAGAACAAAAGUAGCAUGUUUACUUGUGUAAAUGACAAUGAAAAUAUGUUAAACAAACAGUUUUGACCAGAUGGAAUCUGAUUGUGUAUUUAAGCGUGGUUUCUUCUUCUGAGUAAAAAGCAUUUUGAAAAUCAGACGGUCUAAUUUCCCAUUGCACGUACUUCUUGUGUACGUAGAAGUUGCUGAUAAAGUUGACUAUAGUUUCUAGGUCGUGAUCGUUCUUUUAGUGCUUUCUGAUUGCCGAUUGAGGGUGUUCAUCAAUGUGUUGGUGAACACCAUCACCACAAUAAUUGUUAAUCAACAUCUGUACCUAAAAUGCAAUGUUUCACCCUACCUUGUGUGAACUUCCACUGUCUCCCUUCAGACAGCAUUAUGAACUAUCUUUUACUUAAAAUCUUGCAACUUAAUACUUACUGUGUUUAAAAUUAUUCUAGUCAAAGACAUUCUCUUUGCAGCCAUUAAUAGGGUUGUCACACAGUGCUCCUUCUUAAUCCUGAGCAUUGCAUGACAACCCCAUGAUGUCAUCAAAGGAGACCAUAAACAACACAAUUUGACAGAUUGUUUUUUCUUUGCUUGUUUUUUAGGUAGAUACAUAUGCCAGAACCUUGGCAAUGGAACCAGAAAUUACCAAACUUGGAAACUGAUCUAACAGCAAAACAUUUUUGUUGUGAUGCCAUAUUGUGAUGAAUAUCUAAGAAUCAUAGAAAAGCUCCAGGGAAAAUAUUACCAAAUUGGAGAAUUUUUUCUUUCAAGGGCAUUCACCUCCCUAUAGUAUGUCUACUGCUACAGCAUUAUUACAGGAAUUGGAAUGGCUUAGACGGAAUGGCCAGUCACAAAGCAAUGUGGUGGGUAUAUCUGGACUAGUGAAAUUCCUAUACACUAUACCUGUAACAACUAUUUUCAUUUCAUAUUUUCUCCAACCCUUUCUUAUUCAAGACUUGUUAGUACUCUCGUGCACUCUUUCCCCACACGUGCUGUUGGUUAUGGUCAGAGAAUUUAAAUUUUGCUUCGGCUCAUAUUACUACCCAGGCAUGUAUCUCCUUCAUUUCACUUAAUGUACAUGUACAUUAAGUAGCAAGAGUGACUAGUCGAUGGGGAGCCACAGGGGAAUUGGUGGUAGAAUUCAAAUUCCAGAGACGUAGUUGCAAGCUCUCCUUCCUUUUCCUGCCCUGCCACCAGAGUGCCCCGGAUAGCUUGCUCGCAGGUUGUACCGAUUCUCCAUAGAGUUUGUGAAGUAUGGAAUACAAGACACGGACUAAAAAAGCUUCAAGUGACAUUCAGUCUUUGUAUCUUUUUUGAUUCCUUUUUCUAGUUAGUUGAAGUGAGUGCAAACCACAACAUUCUCUGCAGUGAAAAACUUUUUGUUCCCCAUAUUGACAAGAACAAGCCUAUAACAUGGACAUUCAGAAUAAAAUCAAGUGUAAGUCAGUGUUACUGAAUUAAAGACAGAUACAGCUGUAUACUUUCUGUAAGCCACUGAUCAAAUCUUGCCAAAAACUUGUUUUUGGCUCACUUCCGGGCGAUUCCGAGCGAGUUUUAGAUCUGCAAUUGUUCUGUCUAGAGGACACUAUGGAGAAAUUCUGUGGAAGACUCACAGGAAAAACUCGCCACGGAAAACUCGCUGGAAUAACCCUGAAACGGCCAAAAUUGUUAAGAAGAAGGAAGAAGAUCAGGAAGAAAAGGAUUAGAAGAAUCAAGUUGUUGCAAGUUGCGCGAAUACUGACAUCUGACUGGAUAAAAUUGAAUGGGAAUCACACCAAACACGGGUGUUACAUCACUUGCUGCACAAAAUAAGUUUGCCUUGGGCUGUUGAAAUGCACAAUUGAACAAAUUUUCUUGCAUAAAGCAGAACCACUCUCUACUUGCGCCUGCAACAACCUGAUUUAUCACAAGACAUGUUUUAUUCAUGGGUUGCAAAACGUGCAGCAUUGCUAUUCAUAGCCUGUUCCAGGCAUUCAGAUAGAAGAGUGCAGGCGAAAUUGACAUGGGGCGGGGAGGGGGGGGGAACGAGGGGAGGCAAGAGAGCGAAAGGGGAGUAGGAGGAGAAGGUUCUCUCACUAUCAUGCCAGUCUCCCCUUGUUUUUCCCCCAUUUUCCAUGGGUAUGAUUUAACUCGCUCCCCACCACCUGAAUGCCGCCUCUAUGUUUUGAAAGUGUGGAACAGGCUACACUAUUCAAGUUAAGUUGUACGUUUUUGUUGCCCAUUUUAUCGUGCGUUUAUAACCUUUGGAUUUAAGCAAUAGAAAACGUUUUCCGUGUUUGCAUAGCCUGAUAUAAACAUGAGAGGUGUUGGGAGAAUUCUCUACAGUUAUGCAAACCCAAGACGAAGACUUUCCCGCGAAAAAAGCAAAACUCUUUGUUAUGGCACUGAUUAAAAGAGAAAUUCUUACCAGUCACAAAGUCUUGUACACGAAGUCUUGCACGCAUAAUCAGUUCUUGCUUUGCAAAAAGAUGCUAUUCAAAAUACGCAUUUUUCUCGCUUAAACUGUCAGCUUAAGCAAAAAAAAUUGACACACCUUCUUUGUAAAGAUUUUCCAAGUUUCAGCUGACAGAGGAAUGGGUAAAUAAAGUAAACUUGUCGAGUUUUGAACUUGAAAACUUUUUCAAAUUCGUGCUUGCGUGAUUAGCGUGCGAAAAGCAAAACAUUUUGACGCCACAACCAUGUUUACAUACUCUCAUGCAAACACUCCUCUCAGCCAAUCAGAGCGUUCGUACUAUCUUGGUUAUUUUAUAAAUCAUUAUACUGAGGAUGUCCUCUUUAACUGCUCUUUUGCCAUUGCUAUAUUGCAUGUUCUUUCAACAAAACAAAACGAUAGACCAUUUUACAGUUAUCCUAGCCUUUGAGUGAAUGUGAGGUUGAGGUUGACCUUGUUUUGAUACAAACCUUCUUCUUUUUCUUAUGGAAAUUAUGCUUAAAAAAUACUAGUUAGCAUAAGAUCUAAUGACAUGAUUUACAUGAUAAAGCAGGAAGGGUUGUAUCAAAACAAGGUAGACUCCAGCCCCGUUUCCACCUUUAACGGUAAAAUGGACUAUUAAAAAUAGUCCUUUGUACAAAUAUUCCCUUUAUCCGCAUGUUUUUAGAGCCGCGUUAGCAGAUGGUGCAAGUUGCGUCGUGUAUUUACUUUGGAUCCAUAUCUUCCGGAGUACAGCAUAGCCCAGGUUAAAGUUAGUGAUACCCUGUGGACAAAAUUACCCCAAGGAAGUCAGGAAUGGGAAUCAAACACAGGUUUUCGGAUGGAUACCUGCCAGAUAACCCUCCGAUUUGAAUCUGCAGACUAUGGUAGCUUUCAACAGCGACUUGUAUUUGAUUUUGCUGAGCGGCCUCUUGUGUUCAGGCAGCUUGAGGUGGUUGUUGCUCCUGAACAGAGCUUGAUGCAUACCAUUCAAUACCCGGUAGUGUGUGAUGAAGACAGUGAGCUCUCGUGGCUGGCCAAAUACAAUAUGAUUCCCUUUGACCCUCAGAAUUCACAAGGUAAAUGUUGUUAAAAUUAUGACUGUCAUGUAAUAAUUUACCGGUCUGUGAUGUAAUACAUGUACAGGAUAUGUUAAGUUUACUAUUUCUUUAAUUUUGCCACUUGUAAUUUACAAGCGUUACGGUCGCGCCUCUGACAAUUUGGAUGUCUUUGGUCGUGUCCUUAUGCUAGAAGCUUUGGCUUGCAUGUUUCGCAUGCGAUUUUCUUGACAUUUUGUGCAUUAUAGCGGAUUACGCAUGAAAUACUCGUAGAUUUAUACCCGUGGCCAGUACUUUCUCUUUGUUAUCUGGGACUGUGUCCUCAAAGGAACCCUUCAGUGUGCGUCCUCGUUUCACACUUUCGCUUAUUUCUGUAGAAGUAUAAUCUCAUGAUAUACCCGUGUAAAAGCGCAUUGCAUUUUUUGUUCCAGAACAAAGGAGGUCUGAAUUUCCUCUUCCUCCCAACCUGGGGACAGCAUUAGAGUAUGGCCAUUUUGAUCAUCUUGAUGAUAACCUUACCCCUGAACAGUACAGGCAGCGUCUUCAUUUGCUUCUUCAUAUUGAAGAGUUUGAGCGUCGCCGUCAGAUGACAAGGUUCUCUCGGUGUUUUCUGUUCUUCAGUAAUAAUUUUUUAGCCUUACUGCGCUUUUCACAAACAUGCGAAUUCUGAAGUUCAAAAGCCAACUGACGAUUGCGUUGUUCGCUGCCGUCAAUCAUCUUGACGGACCUCUUAGGAAACGAAACUUUACUCUAACGGGUUCAAGGUCAUGCUUUGUGAUUCGUGAUUGGUGGAUUUCGAUCCGUUAUGUGUGUUUCUGUGUUUCAAGGUUCGUUGCUUGUGAUCGUAAUUAUGAUUGACGGCAGCGAAAAAGGCAAUUGUGAAGGCGGUUUUUGAACUUUAGAGUUCGCAUGUUUCUGAAAAGCGCAGUAAUUGUAACUGAACGAAUAGGAUAUCUGCAUGGGUAAAUUAUUAGACGCACUGUUAACAAAUUUCUCCUGGCAGCAUAAAAGUAGACCUUCAGUCCAGUCAAAGUUUUUGCACAUUGAAGACCGUUCCAUGUGAUGCAGCUAGCAUUGGCAAAGGCUCUCUGAUCAAGAGUUUUAAAGGAACGCUCAGCGAGUAGGAAAGCACUAAGAACGUGACCAUCACUGUUGUGACGAUUGGUGCUUUAUUAACAUUGUUAAAUUAUGUAACGUGAACACUACUGCAGAGUCCUAUAAGGCAUAGAUUGCAUUGCUGAUUAUACCACAAUUUAUUUCACUUGCACUGGAUGAUUAAUGUGCGACUGAUAUGCAAAGAGGCGAGAGAUUCGCCCGUUAUACGGGCGGACACAAAACACCUUCUGAUUUUCGCCAUUUUUUGCCGGUAUAGUAUUAAUUUCUCCCGUGUCGAUCAAUAAAGGGAAAGCAGAUUUACAGUGUGUAAUGUAAUGGAGAAACAAGUGUUACAGUCUCGAUAAUUUGAAUAUUCCUUGUAAUCCCUGUUGCUAUGUUUCGGUUUAUUUCCUUCAGGCUUACAAUUCACUGCUCUAAUUUGCUGUACUGCCUCCAGGCAUGUGCCACCGAUCCUUCGCAACUUACUAUUGUCCUGCCAAUCGAGGAGGACCUCAUGGAUGAUGCCAACUUGUUAAUCAGUCGUGGAGGUUAUGCCCUCUUGCGAAUCCAGCCACAUGACUCCCCGAUUCCAGUAUUGUAUGAAGUUGUGGUAGAGAGCUUGAGAAAGAAUCGCGUUUUGUUACGUGCCAGCAGCGAUCUCCAACAAGUGUUGAAAUCAAGAAGACCUCUUCCCGCGUCACUGUGCUUUCGUUUUGUUGAUACAUACCAGCAUAUGCAUUGGGCUGCAGAACGUGUGAGUCUUGAAGUGGUAUUCCCUACAGUACCGCAAGGAAACUCAAAACAGAGGCCCUUUGCCUCUGAUAGCCGUCACCUGAACGAAUUGCAAAACUAUGCCUUAAAGCAGAUGUUACUGCCCAAUGCUGGACCACCGCUGCUGAUUCUUGGGCCGUUUGGGACAGGGAAAACCAGAACUAUCGCUGAAGCAAUGAAACAGUUAAUCACCAUCCAGCUGAACAAUCACUCUGUAGACUUCAGAAUCCUUCUAUGCACGCAUUCAAACAGCGCUGCCGAUCACUACAUCAAAAGCUACCUCCAUCCUUUCUUGACUCGAUCACAGAUCCCGCAUUCACGGUUCAAGCCGCUACGCAUUUGCUGGGAGAACCGUUUUGUAACCACGGUCUCCGAUGAGGUGUUACAGUACUGCCUUCUGGACAUGCACACCGGUAAGUUUGCCAUUCCCACCGUGGAGACGUUAAGGAGACAUCGAAUCGUGGUAACCACUCUGGUGACGGCUGCAUCGAUCGCUCAGCUGGAUCUUCCAGCUGGAUUUUUCACGCACAUCUUCAUUGAUGAAGCUGCGCAGGCCAUGGAAGCUGAAACCAUCAUCCCUCUCUACUUGGCUGGACGUAACACUCAAAUAGUCCUGGCUGGAGAUCAUCUGCAGGUAUUUGCUUUCAACUUAAACCCUCAGAAUCUGUUAAAUGUAGUGAAUACAGUGAUGAAAUGAAAAUGAAGAAAUGAUUGUCGCAGUGAACGCAAUUUAUGCAAUUGCGUAAAGAAGCCUGAAAUAUUGAUGACUUAUGGUAAUCAUAGCGCGUCAUUGCUUAUAGUUUUGCUUUUUUUAUUUUUUUGGUGUUGUUGUGAUGUUGUUUUUUCUUGACGCAACUCACAAGAUUGUUGCUUUAAGAGUCUUACUUUAUCAGGAGAAUAUAUACAUGUGUAAUUUUCGUAAGUUUGCGAAAACAAUGGUGGAAAUAUGGCUUAUUCGAUCCAGAGUUUUCUCAGCUUGGCAUACUUGUUUUCUUUUGUGUUGUUUUAGCUCAGUCCUCCCGUGAUGUCGACCGUUUCUCGCCAGCUUGGUCUUGGUCGUCCUCUUCUCGUGCGGCUGCAUGCAAUGUACCCUGCCAUAUCAAAGUGGAAAGUUAUGUUACUGCAGAACUACCGUGCUUAUGACGACAUAGUAGAAGUGCCUUCUCAUCUGUUUUACCAAGACACGCUUGUUGCCAAGUUGAAGCGUCCGUCCAGUUUGCAUUAUUCUGUUGUGUUCUACGGAGUACACGGGCAGGAAGAGAUAGCAGAUGAACCGCCCUCGUUUUUGAACAGGGGAGAAGCUGCAGAAGUUACCGACCGCGUGGAAGAAUUGAUAGCUAACUGGCCGUCGGAGGUCUGGGGAGAAGCUUCUCCAUCACGAAUAUGUGUCUUAGCACCUUACCCUCCUCAGGUAAAGACCCCAUUCUUUUCUAAAAAGUGUUUUCGAACCGGAAUUAAAUAAUACCAAAGAAACGAAUUGCUGUAGGUAGUUUAUGUUGACAAAUCACACUUAGAGAUCUGCAAGUUAAAGUCAGUCAUCUGACAACGACUUGCCCAACCAUAAUUUGAUAAGGACUGAAGAAAUCUGUCCCACACGUGUAGUCGGACAAAAUAAUCAGACACAUCAUAUACUAAAGACUAUCAUAAAGUAAGUAAAGAUUUGCAUAGUUAUUACAAAAAAUGGAAUUCAACCCAAUCUGUGUGUGGCAACUUUUUUGAACUGCCGAUAAAAAAGGUGACGUGAUCAAACAUAAUAUUGCUGUUCAUUUUUUUUGUCAGGUGCGAGAAAUCAGGAGACUUCUUCGUUCAAAGUCUUUAGGAGAGGUCCAAGUGGAGGGUGUGAAUAAUGUCCAAGGUGAGAACAGUUCGAAAUCACAAUGUGCUUAAUGAAGAGAACAACGUACAGUAACUCGGGGCCUCAAUAAAAAUCACUCUUUGUGAAGUGAGUUCCCUGUAUGAAGAUUGCUUAUAGUAUAACAACACUGGGUUUCUGACUUCUCGAAACCAGAGAGGUCGGGUUUGUUUAGACAGGGUCAACAGUCAUCACUUUCUUUUUUUGUUAAUUAAGUGUUUAUGCUUUUGUUUUAGGUCUAGAGUUUGAUAUACUAUUCAUCAGCACAGUGCGAACCAACAAACUCAACAAAGGUUAUGUUGCAAAUCAAAAGAAUCUGGGAUUUCUGUCUGACAGCAAAUUGUUAAACACAGCCAUCACCAGAGCUCGGUAUCGACUUGUAGUCAUCGGUGAUCCUGUUGCUCUGUGUUCAAUGGGAGAGUGCAGGGUGUGUUGGAAAUCAAUUUUAAGCAAGUGCAAUAGUAAUGGGACAUUUCACUAUCGUCUUCCGUUUGACACCCUUGCUAGAAUGACCAAGGAAGCCAAAAGUAACGCAUGUCAGAAUGGAAUAUUCGAUGCAUCCAUUCCUUGUAAUAAUAUUGUGAAUUCAAUACCAGCCUCACAAGCACCUAUUCCACCCCAGCAGUUCCCCGGCCAUUUCGCUGGGUUUCCUUUCAUGGAAAUGCCGCACAAUAACGCUCAUCUUUCAAGCAGGCCUCCGGUAUUUAUUGGCAGUCCUGGUCCUGUAGUUUUUCCAAGGCACUCCCUGCCACUGUCAGUGCAUUCUCUCCCUGCUAUUCGAAACCCGUUUCAGCAAUCUGCCUUGAUUAAUGGACUUACACCUAUUGGACCUCUUCCACAAGGAAUAGGCCUGUCAUGUCCGGUUACUCCAUGGUCCUCCCACCCACAGUUCGCGCAAAAUACCACACCUGUGAGGUCGCCAUUAUUCGCAGACCAACAGUUGGUUCAAAAUCCCUCUCUUGGUAGUGUGUUAGGCGCUGAACAGCGGAUACGUCAAAAUACUAGCCGCGUCGAGACAACAUAUAAAGACCCACAACGACUACAACCACAGCUUCAACCACCAGCUACAUUUCUCAUGCGUCAGCAACCUCCAAACGUCUCCUCUGUAGGGACAUUAGCCAGUCAGCAACAGCAAGUACCAAAGACUCCUUCCACAUCGAAAAAGGAGUCCACACUGGUCACACCAGUUUCAGGUACUGCAACUGUUGUUCCAUCACAUUUGAGCUAUGCAAGCCUUAGGGAGUCAGAAAUAAGGCGGCAAAACGAACCAGAGAGUCAGCGAAGCAAAUCGGCCCAACAUCUCAUUGUCGUGAAUGAAUCACAAAGGGAACUCCUUUUAUCACUCGAAUCUAGCUUGCAAAAUAGUCAAGAGAUGGUGACAAGAGUAAAGGAUCUUAUUGCCAGACUUCAAAUAUCGUUUAGUUCCCCUGCUAACCAGAGUCUUCAAAAAAAUCUCGAAGACCAAAUGAACAUCCUAGAGAAAGAAGUUGAUUUAAUCCAGCGGCAUGUCGAGCUGCAUAGCGCUUUAUCAAGUCAACUUAGGAUUGAAGACUGGCAAAAUGGUGAUAGCAGUGAAAUGCAGUCGUCAUGUACAGACCCCUCCAGUCUGAAUGAAAUGGAGGAAGAUAACGGUGACUCUGACGCUGAGGAGUGGUUCAGCGCCCAACACAGAGAUCCCAUAGUGCAAGAUUAUAUCAAGGCGUUCGAGAUGUUGACUUCUAGAACUGACUCUACUACCGAAGAAGGUUUUUUUCUUCCCGACGAAGCAGAGACCGGCAGACAUCCUGGCACCUCUUCACUUGUUUUAGAGAGCUCCUUGGCCACUCCCAUUGAUAGUGAGGAGGUUUCUCCUUUACGGGGAUGGGUUUUGCAACCCAGCGAGGCCACAGUUUAUAUUGAGAGUUACUCCAUCAACGAAGAAUACCUAGGAGAAGAAGAAGCCCGAUCAAAACUUCAAACUGGUGAACUUGUGGCUUGCCAAUUACAAAUUGACGCCUUCAGCGACGGUAAUACGGCAACAGCAAAAGUUUGCGAUCCAAACAGUCACGACAUCCACAUCGGUAGUAGAGCUGACAUAAACAGGGCAUUUAAUGGAGAUAAAGUCGCCGUGGAAGUUUUUGACAACAACAAACAAGGCUCAAGCAUACCCCAGGGAAAGGUAAAGGCAAUACUGAAGGAAAACCACCCCAGAAAAGUUGUUUGCAAGAUCGACAAUUUUGAUAGGAACAUGAUGACGCCUAUCGACAGAGGCAACUCAAAGUUUGUUAUCCUGCAGAGUAAAGACCACCAAGGCCAAACUGGCGUUGCCGUGUUUGUUAUGAAGGAUGGCAGAAUACAGUUCAAGAGUUUUGUGACAGAGACUGAAGGGAAAUUGUUUCUUGUGCAACUGAUGAAAUGGGGAGCAAGCUACAGGUACCCACUUGGCUUUGUUGUACACUAUUUUCAAGAAGGCGGGGAUCCCCUUAAAGCCAUUUCAAUCUUACUGGCUGAGCACGGAGUUCACAAGCAACACCCAAAGAAAAUCCAUAAUGAGGCCAAAAAGGAUUUUCCCCCAAAAUGGAAGAUUCCCAUGUCAGAGCGCGUCAAGCGGAUAAAGUUUCCUGAGGUGUUCAGCGUUGAUUCUGCUUCUUGUGUCGAAGUCGAUGAUGCUUUGAGCGUUUGUUGGGAACAUGAUGGAACUUACAAGGUGGGUGUCCACAUCGCAGAUGUCUCCUUCUUUGUCGCCAAAAAUUCUCUGUUGGACAAGGCUGCUAUGUUCCAUGGAGCCUCAUUGUACGGUGGAACAGAGAGAGGUUUCCAUAGCCCCAUGCUGCCAUCCCGUGUUGGUACAGAUCUUUGUAGUUUGCUACCAAACGAAGAAAAGCUGGCUCUUUCAGUAGUGUUCCAUUUAAAUGAAGAUGGACUAGAAGUUGGCUUACCUGACAUUCAGCGAAGCAUUGUCACAUCGUGCUGUAAGUUAAACUACGAUCAGUGUCAAGAUGUUAUUGAUGGGAAAAGGCUUGAUGGUGUCGCCGAGAGCGUUCAAAAAGGUAUUGGUAUCCUUGGGCAACUUUCAUUCAAAAUGUGGACAAGAAGAGUUCGUCAAGGGUAUGUCGCCUUCGAUGCUGCUUUUGGGAAACCUAAUGCUUGGUCCUCUUCAAAAAUGGUGGAAGAGUUUAUGUAUCAUACUAACCGUGCAGUAGCCGAGCGCCUUUUCCAAAGCCCCCUUGCUAAGAAGAUCGUGCCGCUGCGUCGACAACUUCCUCCUAAAACACAUUUUCUGCGUUAUAUAUAUGAAUCGUGCAUUGAGAAAGGUAUGCAACCAGACUACUUCUUAACCUUGAAAUGCCUAACAAGAUGUUCCAAUGGUGAAUCAGUCUGCGGAUCUGACGACUCUAUUAGUAUCGAUUUAAAGACAUGGGAAAAGAUAUCUGCUGCUCUGGAUGACAAAGACCUAGCCAAGGUAACUCUUUCCAUUCUACAGCAUGAUAACACCUCCGGUGUUGGUAAAAUACUGGCUCAGCUGAAAUCUCGUCAGGAACAUAGUGAAUAUGUCGCGUCUUCCAAUCUUUCAGCCGAAAUGCAAAGCCAUUUUGGCCUUAAUGCAGCAUCGUAUACCCACUUCACGUCUCCUAUUCGCCGUUACAUAGAUCUCGUUGUUCACCGCAUCUUGUUAGCGGUUUUGGAUGGUGUAGAAAUGCCCUAUAACGAAGAGCAAGCGCAGAGCAUUUGCGAGCAUUGUACGAUGAUGUCCGCUCGGAUUGAUGCUUUUGAAAAACAGUUAGCUGCAGUAUCUAGGGCGGAUGCACUACGAAAGGAUUCGAAAUGGAGGGUGGCUAAGGUGGAGUCACUUUCUCCUGAAAACCUGCUUCUUGGAGGGGAUGAGGUUGAUCACAUCGGUUUCUUCUAUCGAAGCGUCAACAUCCACGAUUGUAAACCAUCUUCCAGGGAGUGGCUUGAGGAAGAGGAAGAAUUGGUUUUGAGCUGGAAUGUUUUGGAGAUCAAUGUGACAGGCCAAGAAACAGGAGGAUAUUCGGGCCAAGGAGAUGAUCUCUUCGGCGGACCCUCGUCUUCUUUAGAACUGGAACCUUCUUCGGGUGUUACUAGACAGUUUUUGGAAAUCCCCCAAGAGUUUUGGACGAAAUUUUUACAGGGCCUUCGUGAUGAAGACCUUCUGGAAAUGAACAGACAAAGGCAAAUGAUUGAUUCAAAUGCUGUAGUCAGUUUCAACAAGACAACUCCAAGCACGUAUGGUAAUUUUGCUCCUGAAGAAUCGAUUGCUAUGAGUUCCAUUGCGCCUCUUCAAGUUAUUAACGCACAUACCAAGUUUUACCGCAAGCGAGACACAAUUCCCGUUUCUUUGGGCGCUGAAAUGAACAGAGGAUUACUUAGGCCCAGUAUACUGGCUGUAAAAUUCUCUGAUGCAAUAGUGUGCUGCAUGCGACAUAGGCGUCAUCCUUCUAAAUCGUUUGGUGUUUCCGCGUUGACGGCUACCAAGGCAACCUACGCAGGCGUAUGGGACUAUCAGUCGGUGAUGCUUCCGCUACUGGAAUGCGAAGCUUCUACGGCUAGUGUCAACUCAGAUGCCGCCAUUCAAAUCAUCCUGCAUAAUGUCUCUGUCCAGUGGAAUGCCAGUAAGUUUGCAACGCGUUAGCCUGAGAAAACAGCCGACAUUUGACGAGGCCAUCACCGAUUUUGCCACAAAAUGGCGUCUGAGGAACGAGUACAGAAAAAUCCUUGGUGAUGACAUGUCACUGCUCAGAUCUGGGUAGUGCUUCUGACUUGUUGAAGCAAAUUUCCCAGGGGCCAGGACCAAUCAGAAGCACUACCCAAAUCUGGGUAGUGAUACUUCAUCAGUCUGGAAUUUCUGGGUUUGGGGGAGACUAGUAGUGGCGUCGUCAACUGUUGGCCAUUUUCUCAUGCUGUUCACAAGUAAGACAUAUUUUGACUGUAAAACUAUAAACGCGUGCAGACUUCAAGUCUCUGUCUGCAUUUGCAAAUAGAUUUGACCAACACAGGACCCUUUUCUGAAAAACAAUUGAACUGUGUAAAAUAUCAGUGUUACCUUAAUUAAAUCUUGGAAACAAAAAAUAGUAUCUGGUAUCUGUGGUAAUGAAUGAAGAAACACUGUAUGUUAGUAAACUAUAUUUCUUUGAAAUAAUAAAUUAGUGCAGUGUUUAUAAUCCUUUUCGAUGGUUACAGUUGUGUCCAAAUUGAAGGACGAAUAUCAUAGUGUCAGCCUCUACCAAAGUACAGUAAGCCGCUGAAGCUAAACAUUACCCAGAAAACAAUAAAUAGCCCUUCAUACGCGUCAUUCCGUUAGUGAAAAUUCCACGUGCUUUUCAAUCACAGAUGCAGGCGAGUUCACCUUACCAACGGCUUUGUGUGUCUGCCAUGGUUUGCAGCUUUGCUGCGGAGACUUUCUUUGUCUCCGAAGCGCCGUGUCUCCUGGAAUUUUCCACUGUCGUGUCGCUGAAGUUGACAGAAAGCAAGACAGAGAAUUAAUUCGCGUCAGCCUGGUGGACUUUCCAGAGGGUUUCUCCGUUGAUCAAUUGAAUAAUGGUGCCAGCCUAUUUAGCCUUGAAGUCAUUGCUCAGGGCCAAGCCUUCCGCCGUAUGAUAAGUAAGAACAGGCACUUUAAAUAUUGUAUUAGAUCUAGUUUUAGUGAAUUUUAAGCGUUAGACCUUCCUGUUAGCCUUCGGUUUGGCGUUUAUAACGGGUUGUGGCACGAAAUAAGAGCGAGGGGUAUCUUACUUUUUUGUUUGUUUUGUUUUUGUAUGUAUGUUUUUCUUUUCUCUCUCUCGCUGUCUUCGUUAUUAGUCUGCACUUUUACCUUCUCCUUUUCGUACCUUAAAUUCAGUUCCUCUGGCUAGUCAUUACUAAAGAAGAAAACCUAACGAACCAGUAGAAAUUCGAAGAUAAAUCGUUUUGCCUGGGCAUAGCUCCUAGUUCGAGCGCCCGAGAUUUACUUUUCUUUUACUCCAACCGAUCGCAAAGCAACUACCACAUUCUUUGAACAGAUAUUUCAAAGCAGCCUCACUUUAAGUUAACUAAAGUUAAUCUACUUUUACUCUUUGCUUAAAGCUGCUGUGAAGAGUCUUGGCAAUGCACCAGAGCUCAUUAGAGGUAUAUUUUUACGAAGGGACUUGCCUUCGUACCUGGCACACAACCCAAGGUUUAAAGGACAAAGAAGAGAGGAGAGCAAGACCCACGUGACCCUUAACCCUGGACAGGAAGAAGCGGUAAACUUGGCCUUGACAUCUCCACUGACGCUUAUUCAAGGACCACCAGGUAAGUGUAGUUGUACUCUUCUACAAUCAAACAUGUAGAGAGCAUUUCCCAUGACGUUACGGCGGCCAUAUUGGUGUUCCAAAACAAUGAAACGGCUGCCAUGAUGGUAUUUCAAACCAAUGCUGUGGGAUUUGAACGUUUUCUUUGUUCCAAUCAAUUUUCAUCGAUGCUGGCCAUGUUAGUGAGAACGCUCUAUGAAUUAAAAGGCUGUGCUCUAAAGAAAACUGAAGGGAGACUGAUGCUCUGAAAUUAUAAAAUCUAGAGUGCCCUGCAUUACCCUGCGAACAGAGGCCCCUCGAUCUUCCUAGUAAGGUCUAAGGGCCUCAGCUCGUAGGGUAGCGCAGCAUAUUAUUUGUAUCAAAAGCCAUUCUUCACUUGUGCCUCUUUUUUUUUGCUGCCGUCGCCGUCGUCAUUGCUAAAACAGUCUAGUUUUUGUUUGUUCUUCUUACUGCCUUGACGAGUGCCGUGUUGCUUGUGUCUUUCAGGUACAGGAAAGACUCUGACGGGCGUUGAGUUAGCGCGCCAGUUUGUAGCCUUGAACAAAAGAGAAGGAACUGGAGGACAAGUUCUUCUCUGUGCCCCGUCCAACCACGCGGUGGAUGUGGCUGCAAGUGGGUGUUUAUUUUCACAAAUUAUAUUUAAUAAUAAUAAUGAUAAUGAUAAUGAUAAUGAUAAUGAUAAUGAUAAUGAUAAUGAUAAUGAUAAUGAUAAUGAUAAUGAUAAUGAUAAUGAUAAUAAUAAUAAUAAUAAUGUACACUUAUAUAGCGCUUUUCUCUUAGUGAUCCAAAGUGCUUUACAAUCAGCAAAUACUUAGAAAACAAAUAAUUCAAAUACAACAUAACAGGAUUUAAAACCCCAACUGGCAGGAGGCAACCAGUUGGCUAUUUACAAGUGUGGCCGAGGAUUUCAACUCGGGACGAACGAGAACAAAUCCAGCAAGUCGCCAGAGCGGGACUCGAACCCGGGACCGCCGGAUUGCGAGUGCGACGCACUGACCACUCGGCCACGCUGCCUUAUUUGAGAACAAAUGCUCGCCAUAACAUAUUGUGGGGUGGAGGACCUAAAAUGUGUUAGCCUAAGAUCGAAGGAAUUCACCCCCACAAUCUGACAAAUAUCCUCGUACUUAACGUUUAAAGGUAUGCGCGGCAGAAAAAAAAGUGGAGGUGUUCUGCCCUUAACUAAGGCCUCUUUUUUGGGAUUGUGGUCCUUUAAUAGGAUACCCAUAAGCACAACUGUUCAGAUGUGAUGGAAACAAAAUAAAAGAAGCCAGUUCUAGGCCCAUUUUGCGAUAUAGGUUACCCCUUAAACAGGGUCUCAUUUUUCGUUACUGGGGCGUAAUAUAAAGGGUGUUCAUUUUUAAAUAAUUUCCCUUAACUAGGGUUAGGGCUUUGGGCUAUAGGUCUCCGAUAUCCAUCAACCAGGGGAAGAGUUCUAGUUUUUUUUUUUUUUUUCAAAUGGUGACACCAGAGGACUUGUGUUCAAAGUUAGAACUAAAUUAUGUAAGUCUGUGUUAGACCCUGUAGUGGUUGAAAUAGUAUGGUAAAAGCUGGUGAUUUCUCUUUUCUAAUUGGUAGGAAUGCUUCAAGCAGUACCAGAUGUGAAGGUUCUACGAGUGUACGGCAGAACAAUCGAAGAUCAGACGUUUAAACACUCACUGAGAACUACUCUGUGGACUUCGCAGAGCGUCAUGGAUACAGCUUGCCAAGAUAUCGCUCUGCAUUUCCGCAUCCGAGAGUCAAGCAAUCCCUACUCUUCAAGGAUUGCAACCGCCGAAGAGGCAAUUUCGCGACUGAAAAAGAAACCUACUUCUCAUUGGUUAGUGAGCAACCCGCACUAGCUCGUUCCAUAAUAAUUCCCGCCCUUAGCAAUCCCCUGUUAAUGACUGGUAUGCCGAGGGAUAACGACUUCGAGAUACUGUAAAUUCUGUGACCCGUAAAAUCGCGACUUGAUUGACCAAUCAGGUCAAUAAACAGAGUUUGAUACAAUCUACUGGUGAGACAACUCACUUUGACUCUGAAGAUGACUGCUGCACAGGUUGUCCAAAUGUCAGUCACUGUCAACAGCAGUCCUAUUCAGGACUACAUUCACCCAGACGGUCAUAUUAUUCCUCAACGAGCAAAGAAAGUCAUGUCCGAUAGCCCGUGGCUAAUGGAUUUUGUAAUUAAGUUGCCCUACGGGCAAGUGAAGUUUUUUCCGGGGACAUUCAAAUUACAGAAGACGUGUUAUCAGUCCUGCUAGUCCAAAUCUUUUCGGAUUAGUUAGAAUGACUCUUGGGCUUGUAUGUGCUAGCUACAACUUUCCUGAGGUGCAAGCUGUAAAACUGACUUUCUUUUCUCCCUACAGCUAGUUAUGAAAUGACUCCUGAGCUCAAACCGUCCACCGUUUUAAACAACUAAUAUCUUGUCUUGUUUGCAGCUCCACCUCUGGGAUAGAUCAAGAGAGAGAAAGAGACGAGCUGUGUCGUGUGAUCGAGGAGCUUCGCGAUGCAAUGGACGAAGCUGAAAAAUACGAAAUCAGCCAAAAUGGAACCGAAGUGAUCUUAUGCACGUGCAUAGAGGCUGGUGCGAAACGUGUUAAACGUUAUGCACGUAUUAGUCACGUGGUUAUAGAUGAAGCGAGCAUGUGCUUAGAGGCGGAAACCUUAGUGGCCCUCGCUUCAGCUGGUCAGAGACUGCAGCAAGUGGUACUACUCGGUGAUCACAAGCAACUGGGUGCUGUCAUCACGUGCUCAGCUCCACGAAGGCUUGGUCUUGGCAAGUCUUUGUUUGAAGUGUUGUUUGACAAGCCUGUUGCUGGAAAGGCUUACUCGCGCUGUAUGUUGCAGACGCAAUAUCGUAUGGUAUGUAUAAUAUCGAUCUUUAGAGAGCUUGGCACCCCCAGCCCCCCAUCCCCACCCCCCUUACAUGCAUUUCUUUGAAAUCUGAUUGGCUCAUUUGAAUGCGAAAUCGUGUUGUGAUUGGCCAGACUAAAUAACGUGGUUUUAACUUUCGUAUGCAGCAUCCGAGUAUCAGGGAAUUCCCAUCACAGCAGUUUUAUGACGGCUUGCUGAAUGAUGCUCGUCAGUUAACCAGUCCUGACCAACUGGCUAUCGGUGAUCUGCCUGGAUUCUGGGCCGGAGGGCCGGCAGUUCGUGUCGUGUUUUGUCACGUGGCAGGACGUGAAGAGAGCCCUCAGGACUACACGGGACCCGAGGGACGGGAAGAAUCUAAACACAACCCUCAAGAAGUUCAGGCUGUGGUACGUAGAAUGUAACGUAGUAAUGUUUAUCUCCCGUCUGUUUGUGGCGUUAUUGGUGAUGCAGCUAUUUGUAAUAGUCAUGUAAUUUUCAUUAAAAGUAAAAUCAAUAACAAACUGACUUUUAAUGGGUACAGCACGUUGAAAGACAUAUUACACCACACAUCAUGUGUGGUACAUUUUGCUGUCAAAAACUCUAUGAUAGAUUUUUUGACGGCAGUAUCAUAUUGUCUUUUAGUGAGCCUGUGUAAAACUGCCUUCUCCCCCUAAAAAAAGGGGGGAGGCUGCUCUACACAGGCUACCUAUGAAUUUGCUUCCCCCUGUACCUCAGUAAAUGAAAUAAGCGCCCCAGGUACUACUUCAAACAUUGGCGGCGACGCCUUUCGUCUGCAAUAAGACUUACUAGUAUUUGCAUUCUUUGCAGAUCCGUGUUAUUAGGUAUCUCAUUUCUCAUGGACUGCAGUCCUCUCAAAUUUCUGUGCUCACUCCUUACUCUGCUCAGAGAGCUAAAAUAUCCCGGGCCCUCCAGGCUCAGUUAAAAUCAUGCGAUUCAGAGGUGCUCUCUGUUUUUGCCAGUCAAGGUAUGUAUGGUAGUGUGUUUUGUGAAAGACAGCUGUGAACAUUAGUAACACAGGACCAAGUCAAAUCGUGGUUGUAUAAGACUGAAACAUAAUCCUGUACCCUAUCUACAGUAUUGUUUGAAUAAUCUCCUUAUAGGAUUUUGAUUAUAGACUUAAAGGCAAAAAAAAGUGUUUUACCUUUCUCUGCAAUAUGACGCUGGGAAUAUAAUACGUCUACUCUACGAUGCAAAACAAAGGGGAUUGUCGUAUGGUGUUAAAUUUUUAGAACUCUUUCUUAGAAGACAUCCCGCUCUGUUUGCCAAAUAGUAGGUGGUUUCCGUUUUCUCUGAACAAGUGCACGCUUCAGGUCUGAGAAAAAAAUGCUUGUGGAUGCGCCACAAAAACUGGGCAGCGAGAGCCUUAAUGUUCUAAUCCAUCUUUUAAGCCAGCUAUAACUACCUUUCUUAUCCUUAAAACAAAAAAGUGAAUGUCUUGUUUUAGUGAAGUCAGAAUCAAGCUUUUUCAAGGCUUGUUGAUCGACGAUUGUACGAUUGCUGCAGCUUCUGUUUAACAGAUGUCGAGCAGUUGAAUGUUGACACAGGCCAUUUAUCUUGCUGAGCGUUGGUUAGCAAGAAUAGCUUAAGAGAUUUUCUCUAUUCCGUUCAGCAAGUUGCAAAAAGAGAGGCGCAACAUGCCUUUAUCAACAAAUAUUUUACUGUUUGCCAUCUUUAACAACUAAUGAAUUUAAAAUUGCUAGGUGCUGAGAGGGACUUCAUAGUACUGUCUACUGUCCGCAGUAUGCCAGUGGAGCGGAUUGUUAGCAGCACAGACAACCAACAGUGGUUAACAAGCCAUUUGGGUUUUCUUAUUGAUGAGCGGCAAAUGAAUGUCGCUCUGACACGUGCAAAGCAUGGCCUGAUCAUUAUUGGUGAGUCGCCACUAGCUCUUUAA
Messenger RNA from Porites evermanni, 18966 nucleotides. NCBI's taxonomy places the organism in Eukaryota, Metazoa, Cnidaria, Anthozoa, Scleractinia, Poritidae. The record is from the annotation of a GenBank genome assembly.